GGUCCCAAGCCCGAAUGAGAAAGGAGGAGGGUUGGUGUGGACGAAACCUACCCAUGCCGCAAAACAGUCAACGCCGAAUAUCGGGCGGCGGUAAAUAACCCGACAUCCCUGAGCGGCCCUAGCGUCCCGGGGCGGUAAUCAGUAACCGUGAGGACCUAAAUACCCUCUAAAAGUCUGACGCGGAAGGACGUGGGAACCCACCGCGAUUACCUUCCCAAGAAAACCCCCUUAUGGAAUCAGUAACAACGAGAGUGAAUUUGUUGGGCAACCCGACUAACCAUCGGCGCCACCCAGUAUCCGGGCUGGAUGGUGUGAAAUUGGCAACCGAAGCUUCCCCUGAGGUAAAUCGACAGGCCUCAGAAGGAGGAGAUACUACUGUCGGUACUGCAGCUUCUAAAAGCGAGAAGACCUCUAUACGAUCGAGUCAUCGUAUUGGCGCUUGGAACGUCCGAGGUCUGCUGGAGGCGGGUAAGCUGACAAUCGUGGAAAAGGAAAUGGAAUCUCAUGACAUCUCCAUACUAGGCAUCAGUGAAACUCACAUGCGUGGUAAUGGCCACUUCACCACUGCGACAGGGAACACCAUGUACUUCUCAGGCUGUGAAGAUUCAAGUUUGAGUGGAGUCGGAAUCAUAUUGCCGCCACACUUAAACAAAUAUGUCCUCGGUUAUAAUCCGGUGUCUGAUAGAAUCCUGACAAUGAAACUGAAUACCAAUCCAUGUGUGCUGAAUGUUAUACAGAUAUACGCACCGACGGCACAAGCUCAGGAUGAGUUAAUUGUGGACUUCUAUGGAAAACUGGAGGAAAUACUGAAUUCUAUACCUAGUCGGGAAAUUAAGAUAAUUCUUGGUGAUUGGAAUGCCAAAGUUGGCAGUACACUGGAUGAUAAUCAUAUCAGGAGCACAGUUGGAAAAUUUGGACUUGGCAUUAGGAAUGAACGGGGUGAAAAACUGAUCGAGUUCUGCAUUGAAAGAAAUCUCAGUAUUAUGAACACUUACUUCCAACAUCAUCCAAGACGCUUAUACACGUGGAGAUCUCCAGGUGACAGGUACAGAAAUCAAAUCGACUACAUCAUUCUAGAUGGCCGCUGGAGAUCCUCAGUAUCUAACGUGAAGACCUUUCCCGGCGCAGAGUGCGGCUCCGACCAUAACCUGCUCGUAGCUAACUUCUCGCUGCGUUUAAAGGCGCCCAGACGUCAACCACCAAAACCCAAUAGUUUGGAUCCUUCCGAACAACCGAUCUUCCGAGAGGCAUUAGAGGCGAUCUUGAAGGAUUCUCCAACGCACAUUCACGCUAACGCUGAUACACAGUGGAAACACUUGAAAGGUCACAUCAACGAUGCGCUGGACCAGAUCGCUAAAAAGAAAAAGCCAGAACCGAAGAAAAAAUGCUGGAUCUCCGAUCAUUCGUGGGAGCUUAUUCAACGCAGGAAAGACUUAAAAACUAGCGGUUUGCAAAAUGGUGCAAAGGUUAAAUACUCCGAACUUAGCAGAGCUAUUCGGGUCAGUUGUCGCCUUGACAAGAACCACUUUGUUGAGAAAAAUCGUGCGUGCGAAGGUGAUACAAAAGGGUGGGCACGACCCUCAGCAAUGAGGAAUACGACGCAAGGUGGAGGCUGAAUUAUUUCCGACAAAAUCGAAAUAAAUGCCGGAGCAGCGACGACAUCAAACAAAACGCGUGAACCGUAACACAAAAACACAUAAAACAGACGUAGACGUGCACAGUAACUAGAAGGCAUGAAGUUUUAAAAAAAAAUAUGUGUUAUCGUGGGACACCGGAUAGGGAACGAAGUUCCUUAUUAUAAAAAUAUUAAUUUUAAGUUCUAUUCGGGGUAUAUAGAAAAUAAAACUGGUGGUUUCGCAACAACCCACGGUCAUUCGGUAACGUGCGAACUUAUUGUGGUACACUUCAUUCACGGUUGUUUGCAUAAGAGUUAGUGUAUUGCGCAAACGAACGCUCUGAGAUCGUGGUCAAUGAAUGAUAAAAAAAUAUGAUAUUUUU
Bombyx mori (domestic silkworm) is the source of this 1998-nucleotide messenger RNA. Its product is annotated as craniofacial development protein 2. The transcript is spliced from 2 exons. Gene Ontology annotation, molecular function: catalytic activity. Gene Ontology annotation, biological process: chromatin remodeling. NCBI's taxonomy places the organism in Eukaryota, Metazoa, Arthropoda, Insecta, Lepidoptera, Bombycidae. Gene Ontology annotation, cellular component: nucleus. The coding region runs from base 231 to 1616 and encodes 461 amino acids. The record is from RefSeq and is a predicted model, not a curated record.